GAUUCGUGGAAACUCCCCAAAGAAUGGAAAUCUCUCGCAGACCCUUUGUCAAAAGAACGAACGGACCUCACAAGAUUCUCGAACCAAGAACAUGAGGAAAUGGCCGAGGUUGUAUGGAAAAGCUGGAACAAGGGCAGCCUGGUGGUCGGAGUUAUGUCUUAACAUAGUUAGGUUUAGAAAACUACUACGAAACAAGGAAGUUGGGGCUAUAGCCAAUGCCCAAUGGGCAGAUAUACCGCUGGCUGCUCCUUGGGGUUGGAUGCCUCGCCAAAUACCAGCCCCCUGUCCCGACAUCACUGUCGGUCUGAACACGUCGACCGUCAAUUAUGCAGCAGAAAUCCGAAGCUUGGAGCCAUAUGCUUGCCCGGUGAUUAAAGAUUCAUUUAUACUAUUUCCCGUUUUCACCUUAAAGGUCAGAGGUAUACCACACGGCAUGUUCUACCCUCGUUCACAGAAUCUAUAUAACGGAGCAGUCAUGCUCCGCAACUUGCGUGAGCUACAUUCAACAGCCAGAGGCGAGGAGAGCUGCGUAAAAGAUUUUGAUCACAAGGUGUUCGUUCUGACUACAUCAAUAAGUGUUGAUACUGUUGAAAUCAAUAUCCAUUUUACCGAGGUCGAAGGAGGAGUACUGACAUUCAAGUCGGCUAUGAUGGACAUAUGGCUUACACAGAGUUCGGAAGACAUGCCUAAAAUGAUAACGAAUGUGAGGAAUGCCAUUGACAAGGCAAUAUCCAGCAAUCAGGAAUGUAUAAUGCAAGAUCUUCAAUGCAUUAGUGAGCGAUUAGCUCUGCAACCACCAUCCAGUCCGUCUUGUUUCGGCAAAAGGGCCAGGGCUGAUAGCGAAGACGAGGUUGAAACAGAGCGUGAUGGCUGCGGAAAAAAGUUACGCAGCGAUGCUGGGUGGAAGAAAACUUAGUGCUAACAGCAACCAAAUCAGCCAUUCUUGUCCUGGGUUUCUACUAUUAUAUAUUUAUAUCCGUA
This is a messenger RNA of Aspergillus glaucus CBS 516.65, 981 nucleotides long. RefSeq lists its product as uncharacterized. Bases 92 to 916 code for a protein of 274 amino acids. The transcript has a single exon. The record is from RefSeq and is a predicted model, not a curated record. NCBI's taxonomy places the organism in Eukaryota, Fungi, Ascomycota, Eurotiomycetes, Eurotiales, Aspergillaceae.